GGCCGUUUUAACUUUUCUUCAAGUGGGUGGAGAAAUGUAAACAUGCGAAGCAUUCUGUCAAAACUAAACUCCACGCUUUUAUUAGCAUUAAGAAAAAUGUCAUCAUCCAGUAGUAGUAAAUAUAAAAAUUUGGAAAUAGAAAAUGCAGGGAAGAUUAUGACAAUUGGAAUAAAUAGGCCUGAGAAGAGGAAUGCGGUUAAUCCUGAAACAGCCAGUGAAUUGUUCAGUGCCUUCAAUGAUUUUCAAAAUGAUGAGGAUUCAUGGGUUGCCGUUCUUCAUGGGACAGGUGGGAAUUUUUGUGCUGGGUAUGACCUCUCAUCCCUAGCUUCAGCACCUGAAUGUUUACUGCAGCAAAUGAAGGAGAGCAAUGUUGCUCCUAUGGGACCGUCCAGGAUGUGUUUUAACAAGCCAGUGAUAGCAGCCAUAGAUGGGUAUGCAGUAGCAGGGGGGCUGGAACUCGCCCUGUUGUGUGAUCUCAGAGUCAUGGAGGAAUCAGCUGUAGUGGGCGUCUACUGCAGAAGGUUUGGUGUACCACUGAUUGACGGGGGAACCGUCAGGUUACAAAAGCUGAUUGGGUUGUCUCGGGCAAUGGAUAUGAUUCUAACUGGUAGAAGUAUUACAGCCAAAGAGGCAUAUGAUUUUGGGCUUGCGAACAGGGUUUGUUCAACGGGUUCAGCUCUUGCAGUGGCUUUACAGCUGGCCCAUUCGUUACUGCGGUACCCGCAAAGAUGUAUGAACCUGGACCGUCAGUCAGCAUACUAUGCGGCAUAUAAUGCUGCCUCUAUGGAGGACGCAUUGCAAUACGAGUUUGAUAAUGGAAUACAGGUCGUGCAAGAGGAAUCUGUACAAGGUGCAAAGCGUUUUCAAGAGGGAAUUGGAAAGGGCGGGUCAUUCAAUGUGAAAAAUCCGAGUAACUCGAAGUUGUGACAUAAACUGCAUUUGUUAGUUGUUAUUUAAUUAAUAUUCAUGUGUCUUUUUUUGUAAACUUGAUUUAUUAAAUAAAAUGCCAUGUGAUUCGUU
This is a messenger RNA of Mya arenaria, 1020 nucleotides long. Its product is annotated as enoyl-CoA hydratase EchA19-like. The transcript is spliced from 8 exons. Lineage: Eukaryota; Metazoa; Mollusca; Bivalvia; Myida; Myidae. Bases 43 to 927 code for a protein of 294 amino acids. The record is from RefSeq and is a predicted model, not a curated record. Gene Ontology annotation, molecular function: catalytic activity.